AUGACAUUAUAUUCAAAUAAUUGGACGACAGUUUCGGAAGAGAAUACGAAACCUUUUAACAAGGAAACGAAAAAGGAAGAUGAAAAAUUAGUAGAUCUAGUAGCCAAAUACGGACCUAAAAAAUGGAAAUUUAUAGCAGCCUUAAUGAAGACUAGAAAUGCUAAGCAGUGCCGUGAAAGAUGGGAUAGUCAUCUUAAACCUGGAAUUCAAAAGGCUGGUAAGAAUCCAUUUACACCAGAUGAAGAAGAGAUAAUUAUGGAAUCGUGUGAUAAAGGAGAAAAAUGGGCAAAAAUUGCUUUAAAACUUGGUAACGGACGAACAUCCAAUGAUAUUAAAAACGCAUAUAACCAAAGACUUCGCCACAAGCAUCAAAAAUCCAGGAUGUCUGUUCAAUACAUAUUAAACAAAUAA
Messenger RNA from Cetraspora pellucida, 411 nucleotides. The record is from the annotation of a GenBank genome assembly. NCBI's taxonomy places the organism in Eukaryota, Fungi, Glomeromycota, Glomeromycetes, Diversisporales, Gigasporaceae.